Messenger RNA from Plodia interpunctella (Indianmeal moth), 612 nucleotides. RefSeq lists its product as uncharacterized. The coding region runs from base 1 to 333 and encodes 110 amino acids. NCBI's taxonomy places the organism in Eukaryota, Metazoa, Arthropoda, Insecta, Lepidoptera, Pyralidae. The transcript has 3 exons. The record is from RefSeq and is a predicted model, not a curated record.
AUGGGGGUUGACAUGUAUAUCUAUGAAUUGUUGACUAAUGUAUACAAAAGGAGUUUCGUGGAGUUCCACUUCGGGAUCUGCGAUUUAAUAAAAAAGGACCACUUCUUUGGCAAACCUUUGAAUCAGGGAAGAGCUUUACACGAAACGUGUCCGUUUUCACCUGGUCCCUACAGCUUCUACAACAUGACAGUUCCAGUAGCCAGCAUCCCCCUAAGCUUCCCCUUCACCAAGGGUCGGAUAUACGCCAACAUAUCGUCAGCGGACUCUGGCGUGCUGAUAGGAAGCGGUCACAUCAAUAUGGAGUUGAAACGCUGCAAACCUAAACGUCAAUAGAAUUCAAAGUACCGUUUUUAUAACACGUUUAGUUUGGAUGAUAAUGCAUUAUUAUGAUAUGCAAUACCUGAUGGUGCACCUAAAAUUGGCUCCCAAUUAAGGAAUUCCACAACGGUUAAAAGGAAGCGUUAUGGUUAUCGUAAUAAGCAAAACCAGAUGGUAAACUAGUACUGUGCUUCUCAACAGAUUUCAACACGGACAUGUUAUUUUUGUUACACGAUUACAAGAUAUAUUUAUCUGUCUAUAGACGACAAUAAAAGCAUUUUUUUUUUUGGUUGG